AUGGUGUUGCUCGAUGGUCAGGGACAUGUCGCCUUUGGUUUGGACGAAUAUACAAAUAACUCAGAUGUAGCAUCCGAAAUUCGCAAAUCAGACUACAGUGAAGGUGGAACGGACGUCGCGGCUGGAAUGCACACCGCUUUAACAGAAGUUUUCGCGGAAGUGUCAAACCGUGAUGCAGUUCCUUCGCCUCCGAUCAUCAAAAAAUGGGCUCCUCCUGGUUUAGCAUAUUGGGGAUUCAUCCAAUAUCUCUGCAAAGUUGUUUCAAAUGAGGCCGUUCGAAAGCACGCUGAUACGAUCACAACGUGUUCGUUUGAGAGAACAUUUAAGGAUAAGCAGACAUAUCGAUUGGUGCCUGAAAGUUCAUCAUUCAUAUCUGGUACGUAUUGUGAAUUCCGAAUCGCAUAA
Messenger RNA from Anisakis simplex (herring worm), 405 nucleotides. The record is from the annotation of a GenBank genome assembly. NCBI's taxonomy places the organism in Eukaryota, Metazoa, Nematoda, Chromadorea, Rhabditida, Anisakidae.